Messenger RNA from Nanorana parkeri, 695 nucleotides. Its product is annotated as UBA-like domain-containing protein 1. The annotation marks the transcript as partial. NCBI's taxonomy places the organism in Eukaryota, Metazoa, Chordata, Amphibia, Anura, Dicroglossidae. The record is from RefSeq and is a predicted model, not a curated record. The transcript is spliced from 2 exons.
CCGUCAUGGUGUUCUCUCUUUCUCUCCCCUCCCCCGCAGACCGCACUGAGCGCCUUCUUCCAAGAGUCCAGUCACCCGUACAUCCCGCACCACCAAAUGAUGGGCACUCCUGCCAACACUCCUGCCACCCCUCCCAACUUUCCAGACACCCUGACUAUGUUUUCCCGCCUGAAAGCUUCAGAAAGCGGCUACCUCUCCUCGCUGGCCACGUCCCCGCCUCUCCAGCAGGGCAGCGCUCAUUUCUCUCACGAUCCAAGAGUGCAGCAAACGGGUAUGGGCUUCAACUGCCCCGGAGGUGCCCAGAACUCCAACGGCAGCCGAGGUGCGGAGGCGAAUCCAGCAGCGGAGGCCGAGAGAUGAGAUACGGAGGACAGCACGAAGGGGGCAGGAUGUGGCAUGUAGACUUCAUGUAGCCGGCUGAACUGCCAAAAAAGCCUUCCGAGUAUUGCUCCAUAGAGGCGCCCGGUAUCUCAUCCUUAGCAAUACUAAGCAGUGGCGGAGACCUUCUUUCGGAUAAUCUCUUUUUACCUCACUUGCCUGCAGAGCAUUGCACCAGCUCCAUCUUCCACCCUAACUAACACUCACUACAGAGCUGCCCGCUCUUCAGCCAUACCUCAUACUGUGCCGUAUGCUGGUGCCGAGUAUUUUCCAGGCCUCGAAGCCUUUGCGGAGCUUACCGAAAGCGGUGUAGGGAU